Messenger RNA from Paramecium tetraurelia, 993 nucleotides. RefSeq lists its product as uncharacterized. The transcript has 2 exons. The record is from RefSeq and is a predicted model, not a curated record. NCBI's taxonomy places the organism in Eukaryota, Ciliophora, Oligohymenophorea, Peniculida, Parameciidae.
AUGAAUAAAAUGCCAAUUCAUGAAAUGAAACAAAUUUUAGAAUAAAAAAUUGAUUUUGAUUCUUAAGCAACGUAGACUGCUUUGAAUAGGUUGGGUUUAAGUUAAAGGGCAUUUGAGAAGAUUAGUUACUUGGAGUAUAUGACUACGAAUAGAUGCUAGUAAGAUUAUUUUUCAUAUUUACAUUCGAUUGUAAUGAACAUAAAAAAAUUGCAGUAAGAAAUAGCAAAAAUGAAUUUAAAAGAUAAAUCAAUUGAUUGCGCAGAGCCAGAGAAUAUAGAUGAGAUUAUUGCAUUGUUGGAUUAACGAAUGUAAAAGAAAAUAACAAGCAACAGUUAACCUCGUAUAAUAUCAUACAGAGAGAAAACUCAGGAGAAAGAUGAGAAGAAAUCAAGAAUAAUAAAAUUGAAUCAUUAUUAGAUUAAAUCAAUAACGGAGAGAACACUAGUAUAGCAACAAUCGCCACCUAAAGAUCAAAACACUUUCAUUUCUCAAAGUCCAGACAGAAUCAUACACAAGAAGUUAAUCAUCUCCAACAAUCAAAGUGCUGCAGAUUUGUAUUCAAAACAACAGGCUUCAAUUGAAGCGAGUACUAUGGAACAAUUAAACGAAUCAUUACGUAAGAAUAUACCUGACAAAAAUCAAACAAUUAUUACAGGAAUUCGUUAAAGACUGAAGGAUAGCAAUUGUAGCAAAUAAGCUAUUGAUGAGUUUAUGAAUAGAAUUGCGAAAUUAAGAAGUGUGUCAUAAUAAUCUAUUGAAAGCAAUAGGAAGAUCUCAACGCCAGCAAUCAAAUUUGUCAAAAAGAAAAGUUCUAAUCUCAUAACAACAAAAUUAGAAAUGAUGUUGAGAAAGGAAAAACUAAUUAUUCCUGAUGAACCCUUAAAAGUUCAUCAAUUAAAAAUAGGAAGCAUUAUGGGUGUGAUUUAGAGGAUUAAAACUCAAAAAUAAAAAUAACAAUCCAAAAUAUCUUAACAACUCAACAACGAAAUCUGA